This is a messenger RNA of Anopheles nili, 6375 nucleotides long. It is a transcript of the gene Spt6, whose product is annotated as transcription elongation factor SPT6. Gene Ontology annotation, cellular component: transcription elongation factor complex. Gene Ontology annotation, biological process: nucleosome organization; transcription elongation-coupled chromatin remodeling; mRNA transcription by RNA polymerase II. The transcript has 8 exons. The record is from RefSeq and is a predicted model, not a curated record. NCBI's taxonomy places the organism in Eukaryota, Metazoa, Arthropoda, Insecta, Diptera, Culicidae. Gene Ontology annotation, molecular function: DNA binding; histone binding; nucleosome binding. Bases 131 to 5614 code for a protein of 1827 amino acids.
GAUCUAGGGUCGCUUGUGGAACGGUGGUGAGAGAAAGGAAAGCAAACGAACAUUUGCUUUGCCGUAGACAAAAUCAGAGAUCCUCUGUGGCCCGGCGUUUGGCUAGUUUUCGAGGGCACCUGACGAAGCAAUGGCUGAUUUCAUCGAUUCUGAAGCAGAGGAGAGUGAGGAGGAGGAGGAGUUGGAGCCACAUGAACGGAAAAAGCUCAGGAAAAACAAGGCCGUCUCGGACAGUGAAGAUGAAGAAGAAGAUGAUGAUGAUAGGCUGCGAGAAGAGCUGAAGGAUCUGAUCGACGAUAAUCCGAUUGAAGAAAGCGACAACGAUGACGACUCUGAUGACGGAUCCGAAGGAGGUCACCAGAAGCGCAAGAAAAGUGACGAUGAGCUAGACGACAGGCUUGAGGACGAGGAUUAUGAGCUGAUUGAGGAAAAUUUGGGUGUUAAAGUCGAACGGAAACGGUUCAAGCGCUUGAAGAAGUUCGCCAACGAUGAUGGCAGCGAUGGGGAGUCGGGUGAUGAAGGUAUGAUUCGGGAAACGAUCGAAAAUCGAUUGUUUGAUGCGGCUUCCGAGGAUGAUGAGGAACGUGCAUCUGAUCAUGAGGGGCAGCGUGAUACGCUGGCCCAUGUUCGGGAGCACUAUGACGAGGAGGAAGACGAGGAGUCUGACGCAGACGAUUUUAUAGUUGAUGAUGAUGGAGUGCCGAUCAGCGAUAAGCGCAAAAAGCGAAGGCACAUAUUCACCGAUGCGUCGCUCCAAGAAGGGCAGGAUAUUUUCGGCGUUGAUUUCGAUUACGACGAAUUUGAGAAGUAUGACGACGAGUACGAAGAGGGAUCGGAGGCAGAGGAUGAGUACGAAGAGGAGCAGCUGGAUCAAGUGGAUCGUCCCAGCGGCGAGCGAAGCAAGAAAGCCAAACCGGCCGCCAGAAAGCGCCCGCUCAAAAAGUCCAUCUUUGAGAUUUACGAACCGAGCGAACUUAAACGUGGCCACUUCACCGAUUUGGAUAACGAAAUUCGUAAGAUCGAUAUGCCGGAACGAAUGCAGCUGCGGGACGUACCGGUGACUGGCGUGUCUGAGGGUUCGAAUGAGCUGGACGACGAGGCAGAAUGGAUCUACCAGCAGGCGUUCUGCAAGCCGCACGUUUCCGAUCAGGGAUCGAUGACCCGUAAGCCUCCUUCGAACGUGCCCAAGAUCAAACAGUCGCUGGAUUUUAUGCGCAAUCAGCACCUGGAAGUGCCGUUCAUCGCGUUCUACAGGAAGGAGUACGUGCAGCCCGAUCUGAACAUCAACGAUCUUUGGAAAAUUUACAAGUAUGAUUCGAUGUGGUGCCAGCUGCUUGGCCGUAAAACCUCGCUGCAGCGGCUGUUUGAAAACAUGCGUAACUACCAGCUGAAUAAGCUGAUGGAAACCCCGGACGCGCCGAUUCCGGAGGAUAUGCGUAUAAUUCGUGAUGAAGAUCUCACGCGUUUGCGAUCGGUUCAAUCUCCGGAAGAACUGAAGGACGUGCACCUGCACUUUCUGUUAUAUUACGCGCACGAAAUCAUGCCGAUGAAGGCACAGUUGAAGGAAAAGACGCGAGAGCAGCAGCGAACUCACAAGAAGUCGCGGGCAGCUCGGAAAAAGGAGAAUGGCGGCGAGGACGACAACGAAGAUGAUGAACAGGAUGAUGAACUCCAGCAUGGGGAGGAUGAAGAGGAAGAGGAUGACGAUCAAGAUCAGGUAAAGCUGAACAUUGAUAUCGGGCCUUACUCGAUCUGCCGGAAGAGAGGUUUGACUGGGUUGUCGAAGCGAUUCGGGUUGACGCCGGAACAGUUUGCAGAGAACGUACGUGACAGCUAUCAACGGCACGAGGUAGAGCAGGAGGCAAAAGAACCGCUUGAGGUGGCAAAGGAAUACAUGGGUGCUUCAUUCGAAUCACCCGAGGAGGUGUUGCAGGGUGGCGUGUUCAUGGUCGCGAGGCAGCUCGCCCGUGAACCGUUGCUUCGCAAGUGCAUCCGAGAGCUGUUUUUCGAACGAGCCAAGCUCAACGUUCGUCCCACCAAGAAGGGUAUGAAGGAGAUCGACGAGACGCAUCCCUGCUACGCGAUGAAAUAUCUUAAGGAGAAACCCGUUCGAGAUUUGACCGGCGAUCAGUACAUGAAGCUGCACAUCGCUCAAGAAGACAAGCUCCUAACGAUGGAGAUAGCUGACCGCAUAGAAGGAAACGCGUCGGGCGAUCUGCUUGAAGAACUGAAGGCACUCUACUACCGGGACGAGUUUGCGAAGAACGUGCAAGAGUGGAACAAGCUGCGGGCGGAAUGUGUCGUGUUGGCGGUCAACCGUAUGGUUAUCCCGGAUUUGAAACGUGAGUUGCACAACAUACUACUGACCGAAGCGAAGGACGCUGUGCUGCGUGUUUGUUGUCGCAAGCUGUAUAACUGGAUAAAAGUAGCGCCCUAUCGGCCUCCAGUCCCUGACUUUGACGACUACGAGUGGGAAACAACACGUGGUGUGCGCGUGAUGGGAGUUGCGUACGUGCCCGAUUACACGCAGUCAGCUUUUGGAGCGAUCAUCGCACCGGAUGGCGAGGUGACGGACUACUUACGUAUACCGCACCUUAUGAAGAAGAAAAAUGCGUACCGCGAGGCGGAAAAGCAAUGUAAGGAAACGGAUCUGCGCACAAUUACUAACUUCAUCCGCAGCAAGAAGCCGCACGUGAUCGCGAUCGGUGGUGAAUCUAAGGAUGCGUUGAUGGUGCAACAGGACUUCGUGGAGUGCGUGAAGCGGCUGCAGGAAGAGGAACAGUUCCCGCAAGUGGCGGUCGAGAUCGUGGACAACGAGCUAGCGAAGGUGUACGCCAACUCUGUCAAGGGUAUGGGUGACUUCAAGGAGUACCCACCGUUGCUGCGACAGGCGAUAUCGGUUGCGCGACGCGUGCAGGAUCCGUUGGUCGAAUUUUCGCAGCUGUGCAAUGCCGACGAGGAAAUUUUGUGCCUGCGUUAUCAUUCGUUACAGGAGCAAUUGUCGAAGGAGGAGCUGUUGGAGAACAUUCACCUGGAGUUUAUCAACCGCACUAACGAGGUCGGUGUGGACGUGAACUUGGCCGUACAGAACCCUUUGACGGCCAACUUGGUGCAGUUCAUUUGCGGACUGGGACCUCGUAAGGGUCAAGCUUUGUUGAAGGUGUUGAAGCAGACGAACUCUCGACUCGAAAACCGCACACAGCUCGUCACGACCUGCCACAUGGGUCCGAAGGUAUUUAUCAACUGUUCGGGUUUCAUCAAGAUCGACACCAAUUCUCUUGGGGACAGCACAGAAACUUACGUAGAAGUGCUGGAUGGGUCACGUGUACACCCGGAAACGUACGAAUGGGCUCGCAAGAUGGCGGUCGACGCGCUUGAGUACGAUGACGAAGAGGCGAAUCCCGCCGGAGCGCUCGAGGAAAUCCUAGAGGCCCCUGAGCGGCUGAAGGAUCUCGAUCUUGACGCGUUUGCGAUCGAACUAGAGCGACAGGGCUUUGGCAACAAGAGCAUCACUCUGUACGACAUCCGGGCGGAACUUAAUUCGCGCUACAAGGACCUCCGCACGCCGUUCCGUUCGGUGACGUCGGAGGAGUUGUUCGACUACCUCACCAAGGAGACGCCGGAGUCUCUGUACGUCGGCAAGAUGAUGCUGGCCACGGUGGCUGGGUUCACGUACCGGAAACCGCAGGGUGAGCAGCUCGACCAGGCGAAUCCGGUGCGAAACGAUGAGACUGGGUUCUGGCAAUGUCCGUUCUGCAUGAAGACCGAAUUCCCAGAACUUUCGGAGGUGUGGAACCACUUCGACGCUGGCGAGUGCCCUGGACAAGCGACGGGCGUGCGGGUGCGCUUCGAUAACGGAUUGAACGGGUUCAUCCACAUCAAGAACCUGUCUGACAAACACGUUAAGAAUCCGGAGGAGCGCGUGCAAAUUGGCCAGACAGUGCACGUGAGAGUGACAAAGAUCGAUAUCGAGCGUUUCUCGCUUGAAUGUUCGUCCAAGAGCUCGGAUCUGUGCGACCGCAAACAGGAAUGGCGGCCACGCAAGGACCUUUGUUACGACCAGGACGCCGAGGAAGCAGAUUCGCGAAAGGAGGCUGACUCGAAGAAACAACAGGCGCGCCAACAGUACGUCAAGCGCGUAAUAGUCCACCCAUCUUUCCACAACAUCUCGUACGCGGAGGCGCUCAAGCUGCUCGAAGGCUACGACCAGGGUGACGUGAUCGUGCGGCCAUCUAGCAAGGGGGCAGAUCAUCUCACGGCGACGUGGAAGGUAACGGACGGCAUCUACCAGCACAUUGACGUUCGCGAGGAAGGCAAGGAGAACGUGUUUAGUCUAGGGCAGUCGCUUUGGAUCGGUAACGACGAGUUUGAGGAUCUGGACGAAAUUAUCGCCCGGCACAUCACACCGAUGGCUACUUACGUGCGGGAUCUACUCAACUAUAAGUACUAUCGGGACACGGACGGUGGCUCGAAGGAGAAGGCCGAAGAGAUUAUCAAAUCCGAGAAGCAAAAGAACCCUAACAAGAUCCAUUACAUCGUGUCUGUGUCGAAGACUUACCCCGGCCGAUUUUUGUUGUCUUACCUGCCGCGCAACAAAUUCCGUCACGAAUACGUCACGGUGACGCCCGAUGGGUACAGGUUCAGGCAUCAGACGUUCGAUUCGGUGAACUCGCUGCUGAAAUGGUUCAAAGAGCACUUUCGUGAUCCGAUUCCGAUCGAGACGCCCAAGAGUACGCCAAAGGUCGGCGGAAUGUCCACGCGUACUCCAUACGGUAGCACGCCUAAGUUUAGCGAUAUUAACAGUGAAACGAUCGAGUCUGUUGCGAAGAACAUGCCCUCGCAUAUGCUGAAUUCGUUGUCGGCCGCAGCUCAUCAUACGCCGCACUAUUCCUACACGCCUCUCGAGUAUGGUUCGAGCAACUUUGUCACCACGCCGUACACACCUAGUGGACAGACUCCCUACAUGACGCCGUAUCAGCAGACACCGCACUUUUCGCAAACACCUCGGUACGGUACCUCGACACCGUCGCAGUACUCGAACAAAUCGUCCUACACCGUCAUUCCCACCGGUCCGCCUCCCGGACAUCAUGGCUACAAAUCAUCGUCCACCGGGCGUGGAAUGGGCAGUGCGAGCAGUGCGGCUAGCAGUAGCAGCGGCCUCAUGAUGAUGCAGCAACCGUCACCGUAUUCCAACAGCAGCGAACACCACUACCGAUCGCAAUCGUCGCAGCAGAUGCACCACUCGCGGAACAACGAGUAUGACAGCUGGUCCAAAGCGACCGAUUCGUGGAGCAAUCGCGGCGGUUCCGGGGGCAGCAGCAGCAUGAUGAAGGGACAGUCUCACCACCACCAUGCAUCGUCCGAUCGAAGCUCGGUAUCCGGUGGAGGAUCAUACCAUCAUCACCACGGUGGUGGCAGAUCAAGCGAUUCGGUGAUCUCGUCUAACUCACACGAUCACCGCAUGACCCCGCGGUCGUCCUCCAAGUAUUCGGCUAGUCGUUCGCCGAUGCCGCCUCCGCAGACAACGACGCAGACGGCACAGCCAGCCGCUCAGCCGAACCCCUCUGCCGCUUCGCUGACGCUAGGCGAUGCGACGCCCCUGUGGGACGAAUAGAUUAUCAAACAUCCGUCGGAGGCCGGUGUUUGGAGGAAAGCAAGCGUUUUUGUAGCAAUCGAAGCGUGAAGGAAUGCAAAGGAGAAAGUGCUGUUGGAGUGUACAAUCCCUGAUUUAGUUGAUAAAACAACGCAAAACAAGUAACAAAAGAAGAAACAAAAUCUUGACGGGGAUUUUUUUCCCAAGACAAAGAAUGCAAAAGAAAAGAUUGUGUUUUAAUUGUAUAGGUUUUUCAAGCCCCCAGAACGUGCUUGUCGAAAUUUACACGUCUCUGGACGCGUAAGCAGCUGAUGGUAGCCCCACGGUCAGGCUAAGCGAUACCGGAAGCGCUCUGCAAGACGCACAACGUCCAAGGACGACCACCAAGGCGCCCACUGUUCUUUGCCGGACGACUGGAGCGAACUGUUAUUGGGUUGCGUCGUGCUACGAGCCGCUUCCAGAUUACUAAUAUUGUUAUUAUUAUUUGCUUUGCGAUAAGUCCAUCCGGAAGCCGGCCGUCGUCGGGUUUGUAGGGCUGAAUAUGCAAAUUCAACGAUUAGCAAUCACGAAACAUAAGGAGAAGCAUCUUUGAGGUAUAGGCAAUUCAAAUUGUUCGAUUGUAUUACAUUUUAAUUGGGAGUAAAAAAGCUUGCAUUAUCCUUUAAAUGGUGUCGACCGGUCGGCAAGUCACGUGGUUGGGCCGGGCAGCGCUGCUAGUGUAUAACGUUUAAUUUAAGAACUCAAAAAUCGUAUCUUAGGCUUGAAUAAAAUCAUACAAUUUU